GACACGUUGUACAACCACUCCACUUGGCAGCACGUGUCAUAUGUAGGGUAGGUAUGAGUCUGUAGUUGUUUAUCUGUUGUCCUAUUUGUCCUUUUUUACCCCUCUUUUCCCUCAUUCUUCAAAAAGAUCCCCAAGCAGAACAAUGUCACAAGUGGUCAUCGAUUUGCACCAGCAUGCUUUCAAUCCGAGUAUCGAAGCAGAGUCAGUUGGAGUCGCUUUAGGCCAGUUCCUUGCAGAGAACGGCUUGAAGUACCUAUCUCUUCGGAUGCAUGGAAAGAUUGCUUUUGUCGAAUUUGACGAUUCAGAGAAUGCAAAAAGGGCUGUUCAGGACCUAAAUGAAGCAAUAUUCAUGGACUUCCCAAUCACAGUCAACUUUCCAAGAGGACAAAGGUCAGGUAGAGAGCCCUUUAUGGACAGAGCAGAUCAAGGUGAACGGGACCGAGGGAUAAGGGGAAGAAGACCCUACAGAAGAAGCAACCCCAGAAACACCCCUCCAUACCAACAGCAAUAUCAUCAACAGCAUCAGCAGCAACAGCAACUUGAACAGUACCCUUGCCGAAUUCUCAUUCCAACAAAGAUGAUUAAAGUAGUGCUUGGUAAAGGAGGCUCUACAAUCCACGAAAUUCAAGAGAAUACCAACACAAAAAUAGACGUGCACAGAGAAAAGAAUAAGGGAUCUGAAGAUACAAUAACUACAAUCAAAGGUAGCCCUGCAAACUUUUCAGAAGCAUGUAGCCAAAUAAUGAAAGCAAUUGUAGAAGAGAUGCAUAAGACAGGACAAGAUGAAAAGCCACCUCAGCUCAAGAUCCUUGCACACGAUUCCUUAUGUGGUCGCCUAAUAGGAAGGAGUGGCGCUAAUUUGAAACGCAUACAAGAUUCUACUGGUGCAAAAGUAGUUAUUUCUAAUACAAUGUUCGAGGAAUUCAGCCCAUUCUCCUAUUCCGUUGAACCUUUAUUCAGCAAUGAAAGAGUAAUAACUGUCGAAGGAAAUUUAGAUAAUAUUUAUGAAGCAGAGAAAGAAAUCAGUAAGAAAUUGAGACAUUGCAUGGAAAGAGACAUGAGAACUUUAAUGUCGAACACUCCCUAUCCACAAGGUGGCAUGGGCCUCUUGAACACAAUGCCUUACAGUCCUUCAGGAUCAAAUUAUGCAUACAUGGGCCAGAUGCCUGGAAUGAGCCCCAUGUUUCAAGGUUCGCCUGGAAUCCUCAAUGGCUAUCCUGGAGCACUUGGACCAGGGGGUUCACCUUAUCAGAUGCCCAGCGGUUAUUAUGGCCCACGAAGCAACGUGGGCGAGCAGGUCACAAUAUCAAUUCCCACUCGAGCAGUAGGAGCCAUUAUUGGUAAAAGAGGUAGUCAUAUAAAUAAUAUGAAAAUGUAUAGUCAAGCGCAGGUCCGGGUUAUUAAAGGAGAGGAAGGAGGGGAAAGCAAAGUUGAAAUCAAUGGACCCCCAGAAGCAAUAUGGAAGGCCUCCUUGUGCGUUUUCAGCAAAAUAAAGGAAGGUUUAAGAAGUAGCUUGUAUGAUGCUGAGCUAAAAACGGAAUUGUUAGUUCCUGGAAAUUGCCUAGGACGAAUCAUUGGGAAGAAAGGUUCAGUGGUUCUUAGCAUUCAGGAUGGUUCUGGAACAGAAAUUGAAGUGCCAAAGGACAAGCAAGGUGGAGCCAAGGCACCAAUUUACAUCAAAGGAACAUUUAGUGGAACUCAAGCAGCAUUGGGCCGCAUCCGAGGUAUAGUGGCACGCGUACAGCAGCAAGAUGUCACAAAACAGGACUGAUGUAGGUGGUAAUACCUGCUUGAGAACCCUUGAUGUUAAAAAAAAAAGAAAGCUUGAUCCGCCUCUCAAGGGAUCACUUGGACACCACCCACCGGAGUGUUAGACUCUUCAAUAUCUAAUUGACCCUUUCAAUAGCUUGUAACUGUAAUCGCUCAUAUUGAAUGCUUCUUCACGGAUUUCAUCCGCAGACCUUCUUUCUAAUCCAUUUGAGUUAAGUCGAAUUUUGAUAAAGAGUAUAUGUUUGUAUAUCUACAUUAUAUCUUUCC
This is a messenger RNA of Rhopilema esculentum, 2037 nucleotides long. RefSeq names its product insulin-like growth factor 2 mRNA-binding protein 2. NCBI's taxonomy places the organism in Eukaryota, Metazoa, Cnidaria, Scyphozoa, Rhizostomeae, Rhizostomatidae. The record is from RefSeq and is a predicted model, not a curated record. Gene Ontology annotation, molecular function: RNA binding.